ACUGAGCUGUUCUGCCAGGAGACGCAGAGACUUCAUCCAACGCAGGAACCCAGGAUCACUGGAGCAUGGCAGCAGGAAGAGUCGGCUACAUUCAGGGAGCAGUUUCAGGAAGACUCGGACUCAUGAAGAUGCACGUUUGGCCACUAAACAAUCCACUGGUUCAGCUUAAAAAAAUCAAGGCGGACGGCGGGCAGCGUCCACCCUUCACGGAGCAUGAUGGUCCGCUCUCUCUGUCUCUGCGGGCUUCCACAGGAUCCGUCAGUCUGGAGGUAUUUAUGCCAAAACACACGAGUUUUCUGCUGAAGGAGGGAUGGAGGGAUUCUGGGGAGAAAAGGAGGGGGGAGGAAAGGAUGGAAACCCAAAACAAAACAUAGCAUGAUAGUGUGUAAGCAGUUCCAUGUGUCCGGAGGACUGAUGGAGCGUCAGCCCUCUGCCCUCUCUCUCCUCUCUCUCCUCUCUCUCUCUCUCUCUACCUGCCUCCGUCCCGUUAAAGUGACCAUAAAGACGCAGAAGAAGUAGUUUGGAAUCAGUUGAGUUUAGCCCGGGCUGCCUCUUCUUCUUCUCCUGCUCCUGGUGAUGAUGAUGAUGAAGCCCUAAUUAUACCCAAGGAGGAAAAAAAAAAAGCAGGGAGAAGCGACCCGAGGCGCACGGCGAUGCGGAAAAAAGGCUCAUCAUUCUGCUCUGCUGUGUGUGUGUGUGUGUGCUGUGUUUGAGUGUGUGUGUGAGGGGGUGUGUGUUUUCCCUCUCUGAGCAGAUGACUGCCGCUCACCUUGCCACGGGGUCUGCAUGAGAUUGGUUCAUUGUCAAGGAGCUUUUUUUUUUUUUUUUUUUUUUUUACCCAUGAUUCCAUAUGGUAUGGAGCGGGCUACAUGUUGCCCAACAUGCCAGUGCAAAUGUUUUCUCAAUUAGGUGUCUUAUCUCCGGUGAGCGCACUCGCAUCAGAUGAAGCUUGCUGACAGCGUAAUGGCAGGGAAAACCUCGGAAGGCUCCAUCAAAUGGCAGCUCUGCUACGACAUCUCAGCCAGGACCUGGUGGAUGGAUGAAUUCCAUCCUUUCAUCGAAGCCCUGCUGCCCCACGUCCGGGCCUUCGCCUACACAUGGUUCAACCUGCAGGCCCGCAAGAGGAAGUACUUCAAGAAGCACGAGAAGCGCAUGUCCAAGGAGGAGGAGCGCGCCGUGAAGGACGAGCUGCUGGGCGAGAAGCCCGAGGUCAAACAGAAGUGGGCGUCACGCCUCCUGGCCAAACUGCGCAAGGACAUCCGGCCCGAGUUCAGGGAGGACUUUGUGCUGACGGUGACGGGGAAGAAGCCGCCGUGCUGCGUGCUGUCCAACCCCGACCAGAAGGGCAAGAUGAGGAGGAUCGACUGCCUGCGCCAGGCGGACAAAGUGUGGAGGCUGGACCUGGUCAUGGUGAUUUUAUUCAAAGGGAUUCCCCUCGAAAGUACUGACGGGGAGAGGCUGGUAAAGUCUCCUCAGUGUUCGAACCCCACCCUGUGUGUGCAGCCACAUCACAUUGGAGUUUCAGUCAAGGAGCUGGAUCUCUACCUGGCCUAUUUCGUGCACACAGAAGCCAGCCAAUCAGAAAGCCCCAACCAGGCCAGCGAAUCAGAUAUCAAGGAACAGCCAGAGAACGGUCAUCUCGGUUUUCAGGACAGCUUUGUGACACCCGGCGUCUUCACGGUGGCCGAGCUCGUACGAGUCUCUCAGACACCAAUCGCAGCCGGUACCGGUCCUAACUUCUCAUUGGCCGACCUGGACAGCUCCUCUUACUACAGCAUGAGUCCAGGAGCCAUGAGGAGACCGCUGCCGAGCACCUCCUCCUCCAGCUCUGCCAAGAGGAUAAAGUGUAUGGAAGAGGACGUGGACAGUCCAGGUGAGGAGUCCUACUACCCCAGUCAGGGUCGGUCUCCGGGCAGUGGCAGCCAGGCCAGCAGCUGGCACGACGUGGAGCCAGGGAUGCCGUCGCCCGCCGGCGUUCUAAAGAAGUCAGAGAAGUCUGGUUUCUGCGGCGCCGUGCCUUCGCUGAGCGGCGCCUCCUCCGCCUCCACCUCCUCCUCUUCUUCUUCCUCCUCUUCCCCCCGAACGGCUUUCACACACCAUCACCGGCCCGUCAUUACCGGGCCUCGAGCGAGCCCCCAUGCUCCCCCCUCCAGCCUCCACUUCUCCUCCUCCCCCAUCCUGCAGCAGCCCGGCUCCUACUUCUCCCACCCGGCCAUCAGGUAUCACCCGCAGGAGACGCUCAAGGAGUUCGUCCAGCUGGUCUGUCCUGACUCCGCCCAGCAGGCCGGACAGGUGGGCUUCCUCAACCCCAAUGGUAGCUCCCAAGGAAAGGUCCACAACCCUUUCUUGCCGACGCCCAUGCUGCCUCCCCCUCCGCCUCCCCCGAUGGCCCGUCCCGUCCCGCUGCCCGUCGACGCCAAGCCGCCCUCCACCUCCUCCACCGAGGGCGGAGGCAACUCGCCCACCUCGCCCACCUACUCCACCCCCACUUCAUCUCCAGCCCAGCGGUUCGUCAGCGUCGGACCCAGAGACCCCGGCUUUAACAUCCCUCAGCAACCACAGUGGUACCUGGGAUAAAGACUCCAGAGGCCCCUCCCCCCUCCACCCACCUGUACGACAGAUCGCUGCAGCCUCCUCCUCGACCUUUGACCUUUGAUGCCAGCUGCGACAGAGAGUCCUUUCUUGCCCCGCCCCUACAACCCUCAUCCUCCUCCCCCCUCUGCGCCUGACUCCACCCCCACCAGCGCCAUACACAGACUCAGCAGCAUCAGCAUGGCUACAGCGGAUCAAACGCACCCCAGCCCCGGUGUUAAACACACACUCUAUAAACUGUACGUCAUAGACUUCCCUGUAGACAUAUGGUUCAUAUGUCGAUGUCCAUAUAUAGUGCCAGACCCUGCCCCCCCUCCACCCCCCACCCCAAA
Molecule: messenger RNA, 2924 nt
Organism: Epinephelus fuscoguttatus (brown-marbled grouper)
Lineage: Eukaryota; Metazoa; Chordata; Actinopteri; Perciformes; Serranidae
Gene: nfia
Product: nuclear factor I/A
Exons: 14
Coding region: 943-2577 (544 amino acids)
Biological process (GO): regulation of transcription by RNA polymerase II
Cellular component (GO): nucleus
Molecular function (GO): DNA-binding transcription factor activity, RNA polymerase II-specific; RNA polymerase II cis-regulatory region sequence-specific DNA binding
Source: RefSeq, a predicted model, not a curated record